GAUAAGAGUUUAAAGGAAACAUUAUCUAAGACUAAAGUCCCUCAACUUUUUAAUAGUACCUCUGCCAGUUCAGACAGGCAGGCAGACAGACAGACAGACAGAUGGACACUAUACAUAUGGAUGCCAUUAUGUUCUGUUGUUUUCUGUCCGUGUCCCCAGGUGAAAGGUAGUGGUAACUGUGGUGUAAGAGAGCUUCAGAGAUUCGCUCUCUGAACUAUCCCUGCUCACUGACAGUACGCACUAGCCCUCUCGCUGGCAGUACACACACACAUACGCACACACACUACACAUGCACACAUACACGCGCACACACACACACACACAACUGAUGACCGACAAGUAAACAGGUGUAUCUCUGUCCUCAUUCACAUGGGUCACCCUAACCUGGCAACCCUCACUCUUCUGUUUGAACUUCAGUGCUACACCUGAUAAGGGAUGAGCUUUACUAAUGUAGAGAAUCACACAGCCAGAGAGAGCAAAAAUAAAGGAGAGAGGAUACAGGAGCUCUGUCUCAUUGAAGAAGAACAGACUGAGAGAGAGGAGGGUUUGGAAUUGAGUUGAUCUGAAAUUGAACUAAGGAUGAGGUUAGGAUUGAGACGCUGGCCCCCUCCUCUCUUUGUCCUGCUGGUGUCCGUAUCUCUGGCUCUCCAUCUGGUCCUCGCCCUCCUGUCCCUCCUGGUCCUCCAGCGGCCCUGUGACCCCCAUUCCCCUCUCAGAACCAACGCCUUCCCCCAUCCCACCAACUCCAACCUCACCGCAGCGAAGGCUGGCUCGCCCAAGCUGAGCCCCGAUUCCCGAAAUGCAGGCUCGUCAAGGAAAAUGGACAGCAACCAGAACCCCCGUGCGGCCGGAAAGGAGGGGCACGCAUUCUCGCCCCCUGACAGGACGGGGUACCCCGUCUCCUCAGGCAGGAGCGUGGGCUCGAGCCCCUCCAAACUGCAGGCCCUCUUCAGCCACCCUCUGUACAACCUGCCACGCCCGCCAAUCCAGGAAGACGAUUGGCUGCUGAGAGUGAAGCCGAAGGUGAAGGACAACGAGAGAGACAGCACACAGGAGUGGAUAAGCGACAGUGAGGACGGGUACGACGCGGCCCACUGGGACAGCACCACGGAGUCGCACCCCCCCUGGCUCCGCUUCCACCUGGGAAUCUCUCGCUGGCAGCUCUACGACAGGAAGGACACCGACCUGCAGGCGCUGCUGGAACAGCUGGCCACCCACCGCAUCGUCAGCGCAGUACAAAAACCAGGCGGAACUCAACUCAAGCUGGUCAUGUCUUUCCCAAACUACGGCCAGGCACUCUUCAAACCCAAGAAGCAGGACAGGGACGCAGAGACAGACUUCAACUUGUUCUACUUCUCUGACUUUGAGAGACACAAUGCCGAGAUUGCUGCCUUUCACCUGGACAGGUUGCUUGGUUUUCAGCGAAUACCACCAGUUGUCGGUAGGCUGAUCAACGUCACUGCAGAGAUCAAAGACAUCACCACUGACCGCAAACUGGCCCGGACCUUCUACACCUCCCCUGUGGGUAACGUGUGUUUCUACGGCCAGUGUUCGUAUUACUGCUCGACUGAGCAUGCGGUGUGCGGCCGUCCCUUAGCCCUGGAAGCCUCGCUGGCCGCCAUGUUGCCCGACCUCUCCCUGGCGCAGAGGAGGUCCUGGAGGAGCCCGUGGAGGCGGUCGUACAGCCGGAGCAAACUAGCACAAUGGGAAAAAGAGCCAAACUUCUGCACAACUGUGAAAAAGACCCCUCCCUACAACAAAGGCACCCGACUUGUGGACCUGAUAGACAUGGCCAUACUGGACUUUCUCAUGAGUAACAUGGACAGGCACCAUUACGAGACCUUUGAGAAAUUUGGCAACAACACUUUUCUGCUGCACUUGGACAAUGGGCGGGCGUUUGGCCGUCACUCUCGUGAUGAACCCUCUGUUCUGGCUCCUCUGGAGCAGUGCUGCAGGAUCCGGCGCUCUACCCUCCUGCGCCUGCAGCUCCUGUCCCGCCCUCAGUACCGCCUCAGCGACGUCAUGCGCGCGUCGCUGUCCCAGGACCCGCUGACCGCCGUCGCCCCUCUCCUCUCCGAGCCGCACCUCUCCGCCUUGGACCGGCGCCUCGACGCCGUCCUCCAAACCGUGCGCCGUUGCCAAGGGCGUCGCCGCAGCGUCGGGCGCAGUGAUGACGUCGUCUAUGACGACAUGGCGGGCUACGCGGGCGGUGACACUCCAGCCAGGCUGUGAGGUCAUUCGCGCUGCCAGCUGCGCCACUGCAGCUCUGCAAAUUACGCAGGGAUGCUCUGACCCUGAACACAACUCUGUGCAAUGACAUCAUUAUUUGGCUACAAAAUCAUGUGAUGUCAUCACAACUUCAUGGCAGAGAAACUAAAGAGGCGGGUCUGUAGCAUGUUGUCAAACAUAUUCAGCCAGGUCCUAAUUUUUGUGAGACCAAUGGAGAACUAAAUCAGUUAUUUGAUUAAAUAGCAUCAGUUAUUUUGGUAUUCCUUAUUGUCAUAUGCUAAGAUUUUCAGAUUUGGCCAGGGAAUCAAAGUGCAAAUGUUUAUUUAUAGAUGCCACAACAUCACAGCCUUAAACAGCAUGUCCUAUUCUCAACGAGAAGAAGAAAGUCAAUAAAAUCUAAUUAAAACUAAACAAGUCUCAUAUUUGCAUGAAUGAUAAAAUGUGCAAGUGGUACCACAGCAAAUUAUCUUCAGCAAGAGCCCGUCUGGGGUACCAUUCCCAUACCACACAAUACACUGCUCUCUUAUUUUAAAUCUUAAGCUACUAGGAACUGAAUUGAGGUAUUUUUCAGUAGAUUAUCGAGAUGCGCCUUCUUGCUGUGAGGCGACACUGCCACCCACUGCACCACCAUGCCACCCCAAAGUAAAAACUCUAAAUUAAAAAAAUUAAAAAUCCACUUGAUAUUGUUCAGUUCCUUUUGGAAGUGCAGUGAUCUAUGCGCAGGCACCGCUGGUCACAUUAAAUGAGAUCAAACCAGGGCCCUCUGACUCCAGGUGGUCUUUACAGACUGUCCUGAUGCAUUAAAGACACAGUGUGUGCUUAAGUUUAAUGCUGUCCAUUACUUUGCACCACGCACUGAUGAUGGAAGAGCCAUAUUUACUGAAAGUUCUUGCAAUGCACAUGUUUAAGGUUUUUGCACAUGCAAACUGUAUUGACCAAUGAAAUCAGUAGAAUUUUUUAUUUUAUUUUUUUUUGGAGCAGACAUCUUUUUCCGCAUGUGAAAGCCCUUAAUGCGGUUCUUCCGGGGAUAUGAAAUGAUAAGAAAGAAGGAAAAAAAGCAUAAGCAACCCCUUAAAGUGCCUUGUAAAGAGAAUACGGAGCUGUGACAAUUUUCUGUUACUCUGACAGAAAUUGCUAAAUGGCUAUAUGACUGAAAAUUAAAGAACAUUUUAAUGCAUAAAUGCAACGUUUUAGAAAGUACAUUUUUUUAAAAGAUAAAAUGUAAAAUGUAAGACAUACUAAGCAUGUAAACAAAAUUUGAAUCUUUCCUCACAUUUACAUUAAUUUUCCAAAAACGAAAAGAAAAGAACAAGAAGAAAGCAUUCUCAUGCUCUACUGACUGAGCUAUUCCGUCUCUUGACAUUUGUAAUUUUAUUU
Anguilla rostrata (American eel) is the source of this 3606-nucleotide messenger RNA. RefSeq names its product extracellular serine/threonine protein kinase FAM20C-like. The coding region runs from base 580 to 2232 and encodes 550 amino acids. Gene Ontology annotation, molecular function: phosphotransferase activity, alcohol group as acceptor. The transcript has 11 exons. NCBI's taxonomy places the organism in Eukaryota, Metazoa, Chordata, Actinopteri, Anguilliformes, Anguillidae. Gene Ontology annotation, cellular component: Golgi apparatus. The record is from RefSeq and is a predicted model, not a curated record. Gene Ontology annotation, biological process: enamel mineralization; protein phosphorylation.